Molecule: messenger RNA, 1527 nt
Organism: Suillus clintonianus
Lineage: Eukaryota; Fungi; Basidiomycota; Agaricomycetes; Boletales; Suillaceae
Product: cytochrome P450
Exons: 14
Coding region: 1-1527 (508 amino acids)
Molecular function (GO): iron ion binding; monooxygenase activity; oxidoreductase activity, acting on paired donors, with incorporation or reduction of molecular oxygen
Source: RefSeq, a predicted model, not a curated record
AUGUUUCCUUCAGUUGAUGGUCGCCUUACUAUCCUCGCCGUCUUACCCGUGUCCCUUGUUGUCAUCACAGCACUCAAGCGGUUUAUCGAGAACAAACAAAACAAACCUUCCCUCCCUCCUGGACCAGUGCCGCUCUCACUGUUAGGGAACAUUUUGUCUCUUGACACAAAGGAACCUUGGUUGACUUAUACGGAAUGGCGCGCUACUUAUGGAGAUGUGGUUUUCCGUGUUGCAGAAGCCUUACUGGAUAAGCGUUCUCGAAUCUACUCUGAUCGACCAACCAUAGCAACAGUGGAGCCAUUUGGUUGGUCGGUUGUCUUUGCAUUCGCACCUUAUGGCGAUGAAUGGCGUCUUUGCCGACGACUCUUCCACCAAACCUUUCGUCCUGACUCUGCACUCAAGUUUCGCCCGAUGCAGAUGAGACGGGCUCGUGAGAUGAUCGUCAAUCUAAUUGAUGACUCUCAACAUUAUCAUACUCACUUCGUAACAUUUUCGUCCUCUGUUGCGAUGUCGGUGGUAUAUGACUACCAACCCAGUGCUCGUGAUGAUCCUCUGAUUCGAAUUAUGGAAAAGGCAGUAGAAAUUGGACUCAAGGUGAUAACCCCAGAGAGAGCAAUCUUGCUUAAACUCUUCCCUUUUUUGCUGAGGUUACCUGACUGGUGCUGGGGAUCCUCGAUCAAACGUGAUGCUCAAAUUUCGACUAAUCGCAUGACUGAAAUGAUGGAGACGUCAUUUCGAUAUACACAGCAACAUAUGGCCGAAAACUCGGUUCUUGGCAAGUGUUCUAUGGUGACAGAAAAUCUUCAACGAAUGGAGAAGCAAGAUCAGGCAUCCGGACCAUUGUUUGAGAGCUCCUUGAAGAAAGCAGCUACUACUGCUAUCAUUGGUUCAUAUGAGUCGACUACGUCGAUCUUGAUGGUUUUUGCUCUCGCCAUGGUAUUAUAUCCAGAUGUUCAGAGACGGGCACAGGCGGAGAUCGACUCAGUGACAGGAAGAGAUCGCUUACCUACUUUCGAGGACAGAGUAUCACUACCAUAUGUCGAAUCAGUUCUGCGGGAGACUUUCCGAUGGCAUCCUGUUGCACCCCUUGGCAUACCGCAUGCUACAUCGAGUGAUGACAUAUACGAUGGUUUCUUCAUUCCAAAAGGGGCGACUGUUUUAUACAACAUAUGGGGCAUUUCACGGGAUGAAAAGCGGUACCCCGAAGCAUCUAGCUUUAUACCAGAGAGAUUCUUGGACGUCAAUGGUGUUUUGACUGAUGAUGACCCUGCGGAAUACGUUUUUGGCUUAGGCCGGCGUGGAUGUCCAGGCCGAUAUGCUGGCGAUGCCUCUCUGUGGUCCGCCAUUGUGACCAUGUUGGCCACGGUGGACUUUUCUUCCGCCAGAGAUGACCAAGGCAACGUGAUCGACUUCACCCCCCAAUUUCUGACAGGACUCACUCGUGCCGUUACGACCUUCCCGUGUAGUAUUUCGCCACGUUCUCAUGUCCAUUCAGGACUUGUGGAUGUUUUACGAACAAAAGCGUAA